AUGUCGCCGUCCGUCCCCGAUGUUGACCUCGACGAUCCGGACCUCCACCGCCGGCCCUUCGUCCUAGUAGUCAGCCACGCGCUAACGGGGCACGUCGAACCGUUGACCCGCGUCGCUGCGGCGCUGCGCGAGCGCGGCUGGGCCGUCGCCUUCCUGGGGCCGACCGCGCACCGCCGCGCCAUCGAGGCCGCCGUCGGCUCCGGCCCCGGCGCCUUCGUGCCGCUGCGCGGGCCCGCCGACCUCGACGGCCGUGCCUACUACGCCGACCCGCCCGCCGGGCCCGGCUACGCGGCGCGCCACUGGGCUGACCGCGUCCUCGUCGACAUCGAGGCCCAAGUCCUCGGCCCGCUGCCCGCCCAGUGGGCCUGCGUCCGUGACGCCCUCGCCGACCUGCACGCGCGCGACCCCGCCCGCGGCGUCCUCCUGCUCGCCGAGGCCUUCUUCUACGGCGUGCUGCCGCUCUUCUACGGUGCGCCGCUCCCCGACGGCGUGCCUCCGCCGCUCGGCUCCCUCUGCGUCUCCGUCACCGUGCCCGCUAUCCGCAGCGCCGACCUGCCGCCCCUCGGGUACCCUUUCCCGCCCGACGCCUCUGCUGAGGGCCGCGCCCGCAACGAGAGGCUCUGGCGCCGCAGCUGGGAGCGCAAAGCCGCGCCGCUGACCGCUCUGCUUGACGCGAAGCUACGCGAGGCCGGCGCCGCGCGCCCCGUCGGCGAGACCUUCUUUUCGGGCGCCAAUUACACCUGUCACAGCACCAUCCUGCAGCUCGGCGUCCCCGGGUUUGAGUAUCCACGUAGCGAUUGGCCACCGGGCUUCAAGUUCGCCGGGCUCGUGCAAGGCGGCAGCGGGUCGAAGCCUUCCAGGGUCCCCGAGUUCCCCUGGUGGGAUGAGAUCGUUGCGAACUCGGCGGCCGCAGAUCCCCGCGCGCGGAAGAAAGUUGUCGUCGUCGCGCAAGGCACCGUCGAGAUCAACCCGCACGACCUCAUCAUCCCAACGAUGCGCGCCUUCGCCGACCGGCCCGACGUCAUCGUUAUUGCUAUCCUGGGAUGGAAGGACGCGCGACUCUCCGACUUCUCCUCGGGCGACGGUGACGCGGCGGGGACUAUCCCGCCCAACACCCGCAUCGCCGACUACCUGUCCUACGACGCGGUGCUAGCGCACGCCGAUGUCUGGGUACACAACGCGGGCUUCGGCGCGGUGAAUCAUGGCAUCGCCAACGGCGUGCCUAUGGUGGCUGCGGGAGAGGGGAUGGACAAGGGGGAGAACGCGAGACGGAUCGCAUGGUCCGGGAUUGGAAUCGAUUUGUGCAGUGGUAAACCGACUGUCGAACAGGUGAGAGACGGGGUCGGGUGUGUGCUCGCAGACGCGAGGUUUACGACGCGCAUACGAGAACUCAAGAGGGAGAGCGACGAGCUAAAUUGUUUUGACGUGGUUCAUGAGGAACUUAUCCAGCUGGCAACCAUGCGGCCCGGUAUUAGACAGAAAAGCUAUAUUGUCUGA
Molecule: messenger RNA, 1497 nt
Organism: Durotheca rogersii
Lineage: Eukaryota; Fungi; Ascomycota; Sordariomycetes; Xylariales; Xylariaceae
Product: glycosyltransferase family 1 protein
Exons: 1
Coding region: 1-1497 (498 amino acids)
Molecular function (GO): glycosyltransferase activity
Source: RefSeq, a predicted model, not a curated record